Messenger RNA from Nannospalax galili (Upper Galilee mountains blind mole rat), 6518 nucleotides. RefSeq names its product amyloid beta precursor protein binding family A member 1 (gene Apba1). Gene Ontology annotation, biological process: chemical synaptic transmission. The coding region runs from base 266 to 2770 and encodes 834 amino acids. NCBI's taxonomy places the organism in Eukaryota, Metazoa, Chordata, Mammalia, Rodentia, Spalacidae. Gene Ontology annotation, molecular function: amyloid-beta binding; protein binding. Gene Ontology annotation, cellular component: cytoplasm; plasma membrane; dendritic spine. The record is from RefSeq and is a predicted model, not a curated record. The transcript is spliced from 13 exons.
GUGCCCGAGCGGCUGCUGAGCCCGAGCCGAGCGGGGCGCGGGCGGCUGCGGUCCAGGCAGCAGCUGCGGCGGCGGGAGAAGAUGGUGGCGCUGCAGGCUGGAGCAGCUGGAGCGGAGCUUUAUUCCCAGGCUUGGCUCCCUCGUUGUCAUUAGCGCCGCCUGCUCCCGCGGGCCCGCGGACCCAGCUGUCAGGCAAGCCCAGUGGUGCAAAAUGACAGCGCAGUGAGCUGGCACAGCCUCUCUCCCAGCCAUCCCGACGCCCACCAUGAACCACUUGGAGGGCUCCACGGAGGUGGAAGUGACCGACGAGGCGCCAGGCGGAGAGGUGAACGAGUCCGUGGAGGCCGACCUGGAGCAUCCGGACGUGGAGGAAGAGCAGCGGUCACCGCAGGCUGCGGGCCGGCACCCGCGUGGGCGCGCCGUCGAGGAGCCGCGCGCGCAGCUGGCGCAGCAGGAGGAAGAGGAGCGCGGGGAGAGCCUGGCGCGCUCGGCCAGCACCGAGAGUGGCUUCCACAACCACACGGACACCGCUGAGGGCGACGUGAUCGCGGCAGCCCGCGAAGGCUACGACACGGAGCGCACACAAGACCCGGAGGAUGAGAGUGCAUAUGCCGUGCAGUACCGACCCGAGGCCGAGGAGUACACGGAGCAGGCGGAGGCCGAGCACGCCGAGGCCGCGCACCGCCGCGCGCUGCCCAACCACCUGCACUUCCACUCACUGGAGCACGAGGAGGCCAUGAACGCGGCCUACUCGGGCUAUGUCUACACGCACCGGCUCUUCCACCGCGGCGAGGACGAGCCCUACGCCGAGCCCUACGCCGACUACGGCGGCCUCCAGGAGCACGUGUACGAGGAGAUCGGGGACGCGCCCGAGCUGGACGUGCGCGACGGCCUGCGGCUGUACGUGCAGGAGCGCGACGAGGCGGCUGCCUACCGCCAAGAGGCCCUGGGCGCUCGGCUGCACCACUACGAUGAGCGCUCCGACGGCGAGUCCGACAGCCCCGAGAAGGAGGCCGAGUUCGCGCCCUACCCGCGCAUGGACAGUUACGAGCAGGAGGAGGACAUCGACCAGAUUGUGGCCGAGGUCAAGCAGAGCAUGAGCUCGCAGAGCCUCGACAAGGCGGCGGAGGACAUGCCGGAGGCCGAGCAGGACCUGGAGCGUGCCCCGACCCCGGGAGGAGGCCGGCCCGACAGCCCCGGGCCUCCAGCGCCUGCAGGGCAGCAGAAGGCCACGGGCCCGGCGGGUGGCGAGACAGGGCAGCGAUACAGCAAGGAGAAGAGAGAUGCUAUCUCUCUGGCCAUCAAGGACAUCAAGGAGGCCAUCGAGGAAGUGAAAACCAGGACCAUCCGUUCGCCUUACACCCCUGACGAGCCCAAAGAGCCCAUCUGGGUCAUGCGCCAGGACAUUAGCCCCACCAGGGACUGUGACGACCAGAGGCCGGUGGAUGGAGAUUCUCCAUCUCCUGGCAGUUCCUCACCCCUGGGUGCCGAAUCGUCCAGCAUACCCCUUCAUCCCAGUGACCCCACAGAAGCCUCCACAAAUAAAGAGUCAAGAAAAAGCUUGGCUUCAUUCCCAACCUACGUUGAAGUUCCUGGACCUUGCGACCCUGAAGAUUUAAUCGAUGGAAUUAUUUUUGCUGCCAAUUACCUUGGCUCUACGCAGCUGCUCUCAGAUAAAACUCCCUCCAAAAAUGUGCGCAUGAUGCAGGCCCAGGAAGCAGUAAGCAGGAUCAAGCAGAUGGCCCAGAAAUUAGCCAAGAGCAGGAAGAAGGCUCCUGAAGGAGAAUCUCAGCCAAUGACUGAGGUGGAUCUCUUCAUUUCUACCCAGAGGAUCAAAGUACUGAAUGCAGAUACACAGGAGCCAAUGAUGGACCACCCUCUGAGGACCAUCUCUUACAUCGCAGACAUCGGGAAUAUUGUCGUACUGAUGGCACGCAGGCGGAUGCCACGCUCCAACUCCCAAGAGAACGUGGAGGCCUCCCACCCAUCCCAGGAUGGGAAAAGACAGUACAAGAUGAUCUGCCACGUCUUUGAGUCUGAGGACGCCCAGCUGAUCGCACAGUCCAUAGGGCAGGCAUUCAGUGUGGCGUACCAGGAAUUCCUCAGGGCCAACGGGAUUAAUCCUGAAGACCUCAGCCAGAAGGAGUACAGCGACCUGCUCAACACCCAGGACAUGUACAAUGAUGACCUGAUCCACUUCUCCAAGUCAGAAAACUGCAAAGAUGUUUUCAUAGAGAAGCAGAAAGGAGAAAUCCUAGGAGUUGUGAUUGUGGAGUCUGGCUGGGGAUCCAUUCUACCAACUGUGAUCAUAGCCAACAUGAUGCACGGAGGCCCCGCAGAAAAGUCAGGGAAGCUGAAUAUCGGGGACCAGAUCAUGUCCAUUAAUGGCACCAGCCUGGUGGGCCUGCCUCUCUCUACCUGCCAGAGCAUUAUUAAGGGCUUAAAGAAUCAGUCCCGGAUAAAGCUGAAUAUUGUGAGAUGCCCUCCAGUGACCACCGUGUUAAUCAGGAGACCAGACCUUCGCUACCAGCUGGGUUUCAGUGUUCAGAAUGGAAUUAUCUGCAGCCUCAUGCGAGGGGGAAUAGCUGAGAGAGGAGGAGUCCGCGUGGGACAUCGGAUCAUCGAAAUUAAUGGACAGAGUGUCGUUGCCACGCCACAUGAGAAGAUUGUCCACAUCUUGUCCAAUGCUGUCGGGGAGAUCCAUAUGAAGACGAUGCCAGCAGCCAUGUACAGACUGCUGACAGCCCAGGAGCAGCCAGUUUACAUCUGAGCCGUGACUCUGUGGCGGCAUGCAUGGAGGACUCUCCUCACCGUGGUUGUGUUUCUUGUGUUGCAUCGUGUGUCCACUGAAACAUUUCCCUCUUGCGCCCAGCAUUUGGUCUUACACAGGAAGAGAAGAAUCAGCAAGGACCUCUUUGCUCUCUGUCUCUCCAGUUUGCUUUUUUCUGUUCUUUAAUACCAGGGCAGUUUCGUGUGUGCUUCUUUGAAGCUGGAGCUAACAUCCACCUGGUAUCUAACCAGGACCAUCCUAGAGAACCUUCAGAGGUCCUGGGGGAGGGUCCUGUCUGUCCUGUCCAAGGGGGCAUCAUCCCUCCUCAAGAGGCACAAACUUCCCAGAAGGCGCUCCCAGGUGCAGUGCAAGAGCUGACUCAGCAGUGCCUAAAAACUCAGUUGCUGAUCUCUCUUCCCUCCUUGCCUCAUAUGAUGGGAAUAUGGUGGUGACGGGGAUAGCCCACAUCUUUAAGGGUAUUCACUGCCCACUGUGUAGUUGGGGCCCCAUACAUUAUUUCUACCCAAAAUUUCUGAUCCAAUUUUAAACCUCUUCCAUAGCUUGUUUUAGUUUCAAUGUUUGUGUGCUAAUACAGGCCUUACCAAGGAUAAAAGGGGAAAUGACAGCCUUAGACAGGGCUACUGCAACACUGGAGAGAUCCUGUCAAUUCACUAGGCAUCUGAGGCUUUGCCAGGUUGUCCCAAAGUUACCAAUCCACAGAUAACCACAGGCAGUUACUGUCUGCCUCUCCAAAUAUUACACACGCGCGCACACACACACACACACACACACACACACACCAUGAACACAGUGUCUCACUUCAUAAACGUCUCUCUUCCCUGCUCCCUGCCUGCAGUGAGGCUGAAAAUCUGGCAUAAAGAGCCUGUGGAAAACCCACAGCACUUCUCUGGGAGAUCCCUUCCCCUAGCAGGAAGCUGACACAUACAGGAGGUGGCCAGUCUUAUCCUGAGAAAGAGGCCUUUCCUUACUGAAAGGCCUGGCCAUCCCAAUACUAAUUGGUUCAUAGUGAUGUCUAAGAUGUUCCUACCCCAUAUACACACUUGGAGUUGACAGAUGGGCAGACUGCUAAAAGAGUGGUGUGUCAAGUUUCCUGCCCCGAGGCAAAUCCAGCCUAUCCCCUUUCAUGGCCACUAGGCAGGACUUGGUAUUUGAAAGGCCAGGAUAGUCCACAAGCCACAAAAUUAUGGAGACAGUAAUGACUUCAUGUUGGGCCUAAUACUCUCCAAAUUGUUCCAGAAACAUCAUCUACUGCUUUCUGGGGCUGAGAGUUUUCAGCUGGUGUAGAAGACUUGUGUUUCUAUCAGGUGCCUCACAUUUAUGGAUUGCGUCUCAGUCCAUUGCAGAUGUUUUAAUAAUAUUGUUCUGAGCCAGUUUCCAUUUAUUCUUGGUCCAAAGAGCAUUUUUUUUCAUGUGGGAUGUGGCUACUUUUGUUUUUGUUUCAUUGAUGACCUCUGUAGAGACAGGGGAAGAAAAACUAAUAUAUUUUGUAAUAUUAAUAUAGUCCUUGUUCUCUGCUUUCUGGGAAAUUUAUGUUGUGUCUGUGGAAAUGGGAGUUCAGUGAGCAAUUCUGGGGAGGAUGGAUUUAUGGAGAAUGGGGGUAUCUGGGGGAGGGAGACAUGUGAAUAUAACAAGAUGAUGAACAUGGGGCUUCAGUCAGAGAGGGAAGCCGGCAACUCCCCGGACCUCGACACUUUAUGAGCUUUCUGCAUAGAAUCAGGAAAGUCAAGUGCUUGAAAGGUGUCUGCAGCUGAGCCCUCCGUUUUACCUUAGUACAAAAAGUACUAGUGAAGUGGGGCAACGAGCUGACCAGAAAUCCUGCCGGGGAGGGACAGGGCUCCACCGCUGCAGACAGAUGUGUGGGGUGGGACUGUAGGAUUCAGGAUAGGCAAUCCAGACCACCUGGGCCUGUUUUUAAGGGCAUUUAUCAGAAUGCUUCUGGGUGGUCAACCCAAUGUCAAUCCCCAACAAAUGUGAGGACCAGGAACUAUGGCCCAGGCUCUAUUAACCUUUCCUGAAAUAACCAAAGUGCAGAGAACCUAGCAUUAUAUUUAUAUACUAAAGAGUCCAACCCAUCUCUCUGACAAAAAGAGACCAUUAUCAUUGGUAUCUCAGGCAGCAGAAAUCUCGGGAAGUUACCAAGAAAGGCUUAUGCUUGUCUGGGUCCGGUGAUCUUCCCAAGCACCUGUACAGGAAAGCAAAAAUGGGACAGCAGAGGCUGGCCUGGGUUUGGUCAGGAAUGGGUGUUCCACAAACACAUCCCUAUAUAACCCCCAAGUAAUUACACUCAAGAAUCUUCCUGAGGGAAAAUGGAAGGAGAAAAUAUUUUCCAUUCCCCUUGCACAAGAACCUUGGAAAUUAAGAGGCACUGAGAAGGGAGGCUUGUAAGCUCCUAGAGAACAAACAUUUUAGCAUAAGAGUAAGAUUUCUUAUGUACCAUAUUUGUGUUAAUCAACAUGGUUCUUCCCACCUAGAGAAAAAGUUGUUAGAUCCUGGGCCAGGCCCUCUGGCUGAAGCGUGUUCUGCUAGCAUCAGGCUAUGAAUGGUUGACCUUGGGGUUGGGGUCUUGUCUGGCAUUCUCAUAUACAUAGAUAUAUAUGUAAAUAUCUUAGCACACCGAAUAACAGGAAUGACUAUGUACAGAGCAGCCUGUCCCCAAACUGCAAGGCCCAAAGCCACUGUGCCCACUCAGAUGAGUCAGGUUGGUAACUCAACUUUGGGGACCGGCUCCUAGAUUUGCCUCCCCCUCCUCGUCCAGCAAGUUGCACAGAACCCCCUCUGCUUCUGCCUUCUCCAAUGGGAGCAUUUCAGGGAGCCACCAUCAGCCUUGAGUUCAUGAGAGGAAGAAACCCUCACAGAUCAAUGCCUGGAUCCCACUUCCUAAGCAAUUCCUUCCUCACCACAGCAGGCUCCUGGGGGUAGAACACACUGCAGGGCACUGCCUCCCUGCAUAAGGGUUUGCUUUCUGAACUUUGCCCAUCAACAUCGGCCUUCAGGGAGCCCAGAGUAACCUACUACCUCCCCCAUCGCUCCUCCUCCCUCCUGCAGUCCCAUCCACACAGGAUUCGCCCUGUUGCACACUGAGGAAAACCUGCCCACAGAGCCCUGCUUGGGUCUCUCCCACUGGUGUAGCUGCCACCAAUGUUUACAACCAAGGGCCACCUCCUCCUGAUGUAUUAACUCUCACCUUCAUGAGGCCACUUGUUGGUUUGAGUUUCACCUCUGUCCACUCCUUCCCUGGUUAGGGUCCACUUGAGCACACGACUCUCAUUUUUUCCCCCUCCAUCAAGGCAGUGUGUGAGGACCAUGUGGGAAUGAAAUCUCUGUACAUACUUAGUACAGCACCUAGAGUGUGAACUUAUACUACCGUUCUGUAAAGGGGGUGCAUUAGAGCUUAUUGUAAAGCAUUGGGAGAGGUAUAGUAUUGUAUUUGUAACAAUAUUGUUCUUUGUAUACACAAAACUCAAUGAUCUCUAUAUAUAAAUAUAAAUAAAUAUAUAAAUAAAAUAUAUCUACACAUGAGCCUGGAAUGUUGACACCGCACACCCACUGAAUGUAUUUCCUCUGACAGUCUGGUCACCGGUCCUGGCCCACUCUCCCUGUCUCUGUACCGUGGCCGCAGUUGUCUGGUUUGGGGUUGUGAUGUAUUUAAUGUGCUAGCUCCUUAUUUAACUGAACACUAAUGUCUGUAUAAGAGUUGCUGCAACAAUAAACAAGGACUUCACCUCUU